GGCGCUAUGGCUUCCGCGAAAAAGGGCGGUAAGAAGAAGGGCCGUUCGGCCAUCAAUGAGGUGGUGACCAGAGAGUACAACAUUCACAAGCGCAUCCAUGGCGUGGGCUUCAAGAAGCGGGCCCCUUGGGCGUUCAAGGAGAUCCGAAAGUUUGCCAUGAAGGAGACGGGGUCACUAAUCGACAUGAGGCUCAACAAAGCUGUGUGGGCCAAAGGAAUCAGGAAUGUUCCAUGCCGUAACCGUGUGUGGUUGUCCAGGAAACUUAAUGAGGAUAAAGAUUCCCCAAACAAGCUCUACACAUUGGUUACCUACGUGCCUGUCACCACUUUCAAAAUCCUACAGACAGUCAACGUGGAUGAAAACUAG
Echinops telfairi (small Madagascar hedgehog) is the source of this 366-nucleotide messenger RNA. RefSeq names its product 60S ribosomal protein L31-like. Gene Ontology annotation, biological process: cytoplasmic translation. The transcript has a single exon. Gene Ontology annotation, cellular component: cytosolic large ribosomal subunit; ribosome. The record is from RefSeq and is a predicted model, not a curated record. Gene Ontology annotation, molecular function: structural constituent of ribosome. Lineage: Eukaryota; Metazoa; Chordata; Mammalia; Afrosoricida; Tenrecidae. The coding region runs from base 7 to 366 and encodes 119 amino acids.